Budorcas taxicolor (takin) is the source of this 936-nucleotide messenger RNA. RefSeq names its product PVR related immunoglobulin domain containing (gene PVRIG). The transcript is spliced from 5 exons. The record is from RefSeq and is a predicted model, not a curated record. Bases 1 to 936 code for a protein of 311 amino acids. Gene Ontology annotation, molecular function: signaling receptor activity. Lineage: Eukaryota; Metazoa; Chordata; Mammalia; Artiodactyla; Bovidae. Gene Ontology annotation, biological process: negative regulation of T cell receptor signaling pathway. Gene Ontology annotation, cellular component: plasma membrane.
AUGGACAGGCCCCGGGCUCUGGGCCUGCUCUGGGCGCUGCUGACUCUCUGCCUCACGGCUGGGACUCCGGAGGUGUGGCUGCAGGUUCAGAGGGAGGCCACCGAGGCCUCCUUCACCGUCCGCUGUGGAUUCCUGGGCUCGGGCUCCAUCUCCCUGGUGACUGUGAGCUACGGGGGCCCCGACGGUGCUGGGGGGACCAUGCUGGCUGUGCUGCACCCCGUAUUCGGCACCAAGAAAUGGACAGCUGCCUGCCAGGCCCGCUGGGAAACCAGUACCAGCGUCUCCCUCACCUUGGAAAGGGCUCCCACGGCAGGGAGGGGCUCCAGUUCCAACACCACCUUCUGCUGCAAGUUCACUUCCUUCCCUGAGGGCUCCCAGGAGGCCUGUGGGAAUCUGUCCCUCAGCACAGACCAAGAGCUCCCUGCUCCCAGUCCAGCCCCCGUGCUGCGGGCCGACCUGGCUGGGAUCCUGGGCGUCUCGGGGGUCCUCCUCUCUGGCUGCAUCUACCUUCUCUACCUCCUGCGUCGGCAGAGGCACUGGUCGGUCAUGAAGCUUCAGCCGCCGAGACACAGCAGCCCCCAGACAGACGGGAGAGCCAGUGCAGCCGGCCAAGCCUCCCUGACCUCCUUCCACGUCCCCUCCGCCGCCGUCGCCGCCACGACCACCAACUACUUCAGCCCGGCAACCCUGCACCCGGUCCCCCCACCCCAGCCACUGCCCGGGUGGGUGCCGCUCCCCCCCAACGCCGCGCGCCGACCCCAGAGCCCCGGCGCCUGGGCGCCCCCGCCGGCCUCCGCGCGCAGCAGCUUCGUCUCGGUCGAGAACCGACUCUACGCUCAGACGGAAAAGCGGCCGCUCCACGCCCGCGCCGACCGCAUCCCGCUCCCGGACCGUCUGGGGCGCAGAGCCGCUUUGGGGCCUUCAGGAGUGCGAUGA